Molecule: messenger RNA, 2373 nt
Organism: Schistosoma spindalis
Lineage: Eukaryota; Metazoa; Platyhelminthes; Trematoda; Strigeidida; Schistosomatidae
Source: the annotation of a GenBank genome assembly
GUAACACCAACAAAAUACAUAUUUUGUAUAUGGUAAGUGAGAUCAAGGACUUAGAAGUAUAAGGUCAUAUUAAAUCUCAUAGUCCUUUGGAAGACAAACACUAGGUAUAUCUAGGCUAAGGUCACCAGUUUACAAGUAUACUAUCCAAAGUCUUCAAUCACUAAUUACGCUUAUUACACGAACCUCGGUCGGAUAGUAAGCAUUUGAACGAAAUACAAAGUUCCUGAUGUCCUUCUAUUCAUUGCAUAAUUUAAACAUUCUCGUUGGCUGUUGCAGUUAAUCUCAUUGUUUUGAUUGACAGCGGCUCACACAAAGUGAGAUCAUCUCUUACACCUUCAAGUAGUUACAGCAAACCUCUGAUGAAAAGUAUUUAUAACUUAUUUUCACGCCCAAGUAUAUAUUGUGUCCGGGGUCUAUCUAGUGGCUUUCUUUAUGGAGAUGAAAUACUAGUUUCCAAUAAAGCCUUAGAGGUUAAGAAAUAUAGAAAACGUCAAGUUAACAUUAACACUCAUUGUGCAGAAAAUGUACCGGUUUGUAAUACAAAGAAAAAUUUUUAUCCUGAGUUAAAUGAAAAUGAUUUGAAAAUCAGAGAAGUAAUACUCCAAAGUAAGGUAUCACUAUUGCAUGGUGGUUCUGGAAAAAAUGAAUCUUGUAAAUAUCCUACAAUUAUUCUAGAAGGAAGCAAACUAAUAUCAGAUGCACUUGCAACAGGGGCGAAAGCCACAUCUUUGUUCUUUUCCUCACAGGAUGUUCUACAAAAAGUCGGUGAUUUAAGCAAUGUAUUAAGUAUAUACUAUGUUAAUCAUCGAGUUAUGGAUCAAAUCUCGUCACUUCAAUCUCCUCCCGGAGUAAUAGCCCUUUUUGAAUUACCACAACAAAACUGUUUCAAGGAAAAGAAUGCGAAGUUUCAUUUACCUGUUACUCUCAUACUUGACCGAAUUAACGAUCCUGGAAAUAUGGGCAGUUUGAUCCGUUCUGGUGCAUGUUUUGGUUUGAAUUCUAUUUUGGUGACCAAAGGCAGUGUCGAUAUUUGGAACACAAAAGUGAUACGAGCAGGAAUGUCUGGUCAUUUCCGCAUACCUGUCUAUCAAGGACUAAGCUGGACCGAUAUUAGUCGAUAUUUUGGAAUACGUGAUGGUUCGUCUUCUCAUGUUAAAGUAUUUGUAGCCGACCCUGAACCACUCUUGACUGAUAAAUUAAUCGAAUCCGCAUGGAAAAAAGACCAAACUAAUCAUCAGUCACAAUAUAUUAACGGGUGCAAAAUAUCUGUCGAGUGUGAAGCUGUUGAUUUUCUUACUCCUGAGUCAACAGAUUCCGCAUAUCGCUUACCUGUACAAACUAUCCCACAUUUUGCAGUAAACUAUAUUCCUUCCGAUUAUAAAUCUGCGGAACAUGAUUGUCGUUUAGCUGUUGUUAUUGGAUCCGAAGUUCAUGGUGUUUCUCCGGAAGCUUUUCAUUUAGUUCAUCUUACCGGUGGUUCUCGACUUGUUAUCCCAUCUGCAGAUAGAAUAAACAGCCUGAAUGUUUUAUCAGCUGCUUCAGUUUUGUUAGGAGAAAUACAACGUCAAUUUUUGUGUUUUUAAUGGGAUGUAUUUUUUUUUACGAAUAAACACGUUUUUAUCCAGAAAAAUCUUCCCGCUUUUGUGUCUGUAUGUAAACUUUAAGUGUUUGUUUUAUUAUCUGAUGUGAUAAGUCGAUUGGGAUUCUUUUUUUUGUAGUCCAUCGGGGUUAAUAAUACUGUCCAUUCACCCACAAUACUAUGUAUAGACUUACAUUUUGUCUGGUCAUUGAAUAUAGUAUUGUGAAAGAGUUAGUAUACAGUAGAUCGUUUUAUUCCCAACCGUAUCCCCUUAACCGAAUUCAAUGGCAUAACAGUAGGUUUCAGUACCGAAAUUAGGACUAGAAAAACCACAUAAGCACUAAAUUAGUAGUUACAAUAAACAUUUAGGUAAUGAUUAUUAAUUCAUAUGAAUUUAUUACAUCACACGCUUGAAAUGUAACGCAAACUAUAAACUAAUGAAUGUAACUUAUUAGAUUUUGUUAAUAUAUGUAACUCAAUAACGUAGUAGAAGUCUAUGUACUUGGCUCUGUACCACUGCUUUCUGUGAGUUAAUAAUCCUACCCAGUUGCUCAGAUCGAAGUAAGCAGAACUUUGUGUAAAUCAGUAACGUAGUGGUUGAAAAUCGACUGUCAUUACCCAUCAAAACACUACUGCUAAACAUAGUUAAAUAUUGCUUUUCUGUUUUUUAUAGUUUCACCCGAGUAUUUCAGUAAAUUAAUUUCUGUAUACCUAAUAAAAUAUUACUAGUCGGUUAGUACCUUAUGAUACAUGUUUGUUUGAAAUAUGAAUUUCAUUUAGUUUAUUUUCAGGAA